AUGGAACGACCAGGGUCAGUGGACGGAACGGGGCUGGCGCACGCAUCAAGGUCAUCCGACGGCCCGGGAGCAGAAAGGGGACGACUGAGUAGCCCAGACGGAAUCGACGGGAUCGGUCGCCAGGAUACCGAAGGCCGUCGGGAGGCGUAUGUGCAGCCUGAUUUCGAGGAGUCUCCCGCUUACUUGACGGAUUCCUUUCCGGAAGGGAGGGGCCUAGUGCCUGAGGUGACUGUCAUCGACAUCGACCGGGAGGAGUCUCGUACAGUGGUGCCGACGACGACUACGGGGGCGAGUGUAAUCUUGCCGACGGAGAUUCCGAUCGAUAUGUCUCUGGUCGAUGUUGCAGGGGGGACGGAGCCGGCGUUGCCUGAGACGGGUUUGUUGGGCCCAACGGCGACGGUGCAACAGUUGACGACGUUCGACUUAUUCCAGGCGGUGGGUCGCAAGACGACAGUGGGUAUGGAGACGAAGGACUACGAGCGUUUCAACGUGGGUGCGAUUGAACGGUUGAACACGAUAUCAAAAGACCGCGGUCUGCAAGGCUGGAAAGGCGUAUUGCGCCGCAUCUGGGAGGACUUUGUGCCCAAGGGCGUAAAGGGGAACCGACUGGGCAUUCAGUGGACAAUGAUUCAAGCGGUGUCCUCGAUCCUGAUAUAUAUGCGGCCUCCUGCUCAUUACUUUUGGGGUCCUGUGUGGGGUGGUCUAUCGGUGUUUAUUUGCAUCAACGCAAUCACGACGUGUGACAUAGCCACGGGUGCUACCACGCGGAACGCUGCGCUUCGAAUUUUGGGGACCACACUUGCGGCCGCUCUCAGUUUCCUGUUUAUGGUCCCAAUGGUGUUGAAUGGCUUAAGCGGCUACGAGGACAACGAUGAGGUUCGGUGGAUUCUCUACUUCGCCUGCGUGGCCUCGCCCUUCUUCUGGAACUUCUGGAUCCACCACUUCCCUUCAGAAAUGGAGGAGAACUUCACUUAUCAAGGCUUCAGCACACACGUGUAUCUAUACGGAAACUACUCAACCAAGAUCGUCUACGACAUGUGCAUCUGUACUCUCGGCUCCUACAUCGGAGCCGUCUUAGGGUUCAUCGGCUACCAGUUCAUAGUGCCAUUACGCGCACGUGAUAAAAUCGUGCAUGAGGUUUCACUCGUUUGCGAUAAGAUGAGCGCGGUCUUGGAGCCACUCAUUGGAUUCGAAUCGGGCUUUAAGAUCAAGGGCAUGCGACCACUAGACGGGCGCCGAAAAAAGAACAUUCUCACCAAGACGAACACGCUGUUUAAGCAGACCAGUAAAGCCAUACGCAAAAGCAUUUCAAGGAACGCGUCCAAAGAAGAAGGCAUGACAGCCGCCGACAGCGACGACCUCGAGGCGACCAUGAUCAGUCUAGAUGACUUUCGAGACCACGUAUGGACUCUGUUGGGCGACUCGAGCAAAUUGAUGCAGGGCCACCCAGAACUCCUCAAGAACGCCACGGUAGAACACUACUGGCGAAAGCCGCACUUCUUCAAGCUGAAGAAGUUCCAGCUCCUCUACAAUGACUGCGUCGCCAUCUACUACCAUGUCAGCAGCCUCUUCCUCAUCCUUCAGACACAACUUACCACCACCCACCACAGGGACACCUUCGCCGAACUCAAUCGACACUGGGACGUGCCCCACACCGGCCAGCCGGAGUCCGAUUACGGUGGUUUGUUCGCACCUUCGCAGAAAGACGAUGAGUCAGUUCUCUCCGCUAGCAUGCUCUCCGCCAGCAUGUUCUCCGCUUCCAGUAGAGACGCCUCCAGUCGCGCCGGGCUCUCUCCCAACCGGCUCACCUCCGCCUCCCUCGAGGCGACCACACUUCUCCCAAACACGCUGCCAAAAACACUCGACCCCAACGCGGCGCUCGAUCUCAGCAGCACAGCGGUUCGGUCCAGCACCCUGCUCGACCGGAGCACAGUGGCCGAGCUGUCCCCGGUCCCGAGACAGCUCACCGUGCCUGGUCGACGACUCACCGGCGGCCCCGACGAUCGCGGUGCUGACGCCGCGCCC
Molecule: messenger RNA, 2025 nt
Organism: Gregarina niphandrodes
Lineage: Eukaryota; Apicomplexa; Conoidasida; Eugregarinorida; Gregarinidae
Product: putative transmembrane protein
Exons: 1
Source: RefSeq, a predicted model, not a curated record